AUGCCCACCAACCUCGGCGAUCUGCCUCCUGAAAUAAUUCUUCAAAUCGCACAGAACCUAGACAAUCAGUCGUUACUUAGACUUGCCAGAAGUUGCCGGGCGUUGUGUUGGCUGUUAACACCGGAAACUGGGCAAAGAGCCCAUACUGCCGCUUUCGCCCCCUUGGACCUCUAUGAAGAAAACUUCAUUUACGAUUACGGGCAGCGACAUGGGGUGGAUGACCCAGUCUUUAGCUUGCACGCCUCAUACGGUGUUCCCGCGGGCGAGUUCGGUGCCAGCGAUUGGGACGUUCUCGGGAAGGCCGUGGCAGGAGGUGAGCUUGCCAAUGUGCGCGGCCUGCUCAAGCACAACGUGGACCCUAACUCAUACGUCGUUUCUGGGGAGCGGCUGCUCAGUUUAGCCGUACAGUCUCGGAACGUAGACAUGGUCAGACUGCUACUGGAAUUUGGCGCGGACGCGUCCAGACUCGAUCUGAUCACGGAUACGAGUCCCCUUGUACAUGCAGCACGAGGUCAGAAGGAGAAAAUUGUCCGUCUUCUAAUUGAGGCCUCUGCUGAUCUGGACGCGAAUAUGGUCAUGCAGUCGAUUGGAGCCUAUUGUAACCCCGAGACCAUGCAGAUGGCUAUCGCCUAUGGAGGAAACCCGGCGGCUAUCUCAUCGGGUGGAUUGACCCUGCUUCAGAGCAUUGCUUAUCGGAAUGAUGUCCACCUCUUAAAUGUAGUUCAGAGUGAGCUCCAACCUACCAUUAUCAAUGCUCAGAAUGAUGUGGGUCAUACAGCCCUGCAUAUAGCGUUGUCAGAGGAAUACUCACCCCUGGCCAUGCAUCUCGCUUGUCAUGCAGAAAUCGACGUUGACAUCCAAGAUAUAUGGGGCUUAACGGCAUUACACCUUGCUAUCCAAAAUAGACGGUUUGAUGUGGCCCAUGCUCUUAUUCAAAAGGGUGCUAAUCUCAAUCUGUUGUCUCUCAUGGGGAGAAUUGUCUACACCUAG
Messenger RNA from Penicillium brasilianum, 990 nucleotides. NCBI's taxonomy places the organism in Eukaryota, Fungi, Ascomycota, Eurotiomycetes, Eurotiales, Aspergillaceae. The record is from the annotation of a GenBank genome assembly.